AUUUGUAGCGCUAGCGUUUAGCCAUCCUGAAGGUUUUCGUUUCGUGUGAAGAAAAGCGCGACUCAUUCGCAUCACAUCAGCCUUUAUCUUAUUUCAAAUGUAACCUGUCAACCUGUUAUCGGACCAAACAUUCAUUGGCUCAUUAAAAGCAUUUUUGCGGCUUGUUUGUUGUGAAGUAGUCCCGUUGGUGGUGGUAAUGAGCCACAGAGCUGCCCAACAGUAGCAGUAGAAGAAGAACCGUGUUAUUGUCAACAGAGUAAUGUUUGACAGCAUUUCUGUAACUAUAAACUAGCGUUCACCUUCAGGUUUGAAUGUUUCAUUUAUCCCGUUUUUAAAAAAUGUCUGACAGACAGCAUUGUUUGUGCUGCUCUCAUCCCGUCUCCUCUGCUAGUGUUUACCAGACGCUGUACGAAAUGGAUUUUGAACGAGGUAUCUGGUCUGCUGCAAUGAAUGGAGACUUGGAGAGGGUAAAGUCCUUAGUGCAGAAGGGGACAGACCCUAAUUUGAGAGACUCAGCUGGAUACACCGCGCUGCACUAUGGAAGUCGCAGUGGUCAUCUCUCUGUGUGCAAGUUUCUUCUUGAGAACGGUGCCUGUGCGUCUCCGCAGACGCCAGGUGGGGCCACGCCGCUCCAUCGAUCAGCUUACUGCGGUCACCUGAAUGUGGUGAGACUCCUUCUGCAACACAGAGCAGAUCCAGCACUCUGUGACGAUGACGGCAUGUCCCCUUUACACAAGGCUGCAGAAGGCGGUCACGAAGAGGUCUGUCAGCUCCUUGUUGAGCGCUGCCCAGCACUCCGCAUCCAGAUGAACAAGAGGCUCCAGCUACCCUACCAGCUGGCACAGCAGGGAGACCUGCAGGAGCUCUUAAAACCCCCCCGUUGAUGGCAGAUGCACUGAACCUGAGGCACUUCUAUGUUGCUAAGAUCACACGAAUGAUCUCCCACAUUUUCCUUAGCAAGCAUCAGCAUUCAUGUUUGGAAGAGAAAGUUACAGCUGUUGAUGAGAACUGAGACGUGGUGAGGAAAUGGAUGGGAAGUUGGAAGAUUCAAUCGAACACACCCACCUUUUGAGCUGAAGUGCUCUUGGUGGCUGAAUGUUAAGAUAACUGAUGGUGCAUUAUAAACUUUGAUGUGUAUUUGUGAAAUUAAAUUUAUAUCCGGA
Oreochromis aureus is the source of this 1163-nucleotide messenger RNA. It is a transcript of the gene ankrd39, whose product is annotated as ankyrin repeat domain 39. Lineage: Eukaryota; Metazoa; Chordata; Actinopteri; Cichliformes; Cichlidae. Gene Ontology annotation, cellular component: ciliary inversin compartment. Gene Ontology annotation, molecular function: protein binding. Bases 339 to 884 code for a protein of 181 amino acids. The transcript is spliced from 4 exons. The record is from RefSeq and is a predicted model, not a curated record. Gene Ontology annotation, biological process: protein localization to ciliary inversin compartment.